Molecule: messenger RNA, 972 nt
Organism: Pyrgilauda ruficollis (rufous-necked snowfinch)
Lineage: Eukaryota; Metazoa; Chordata; Aves; Passeriformes; Passeridae
Gene: RHOV
Product: ras homolog family member V
Exons: 3
Coding region: 1-696 (231 amino acids)
Biological process (GO): small GTPase-mediated signal transduction
Molecular function (GO): GTPase activity; GTP binding
Source: RefSeq, a predicted model, not a curated record
AUGCCUCCCCAGGAGCUCCUGGAUUACGCGCCCGCCCUGCGGAGACACAGCCCGCCCCGGGGCAGCUGCCCGGAGCUGGGAAUCAAGUGCGUGCUGGUGGGCGAUGGCGCCGUGGGCAAGACCAGCCUGGUGGUCAGCUACACCACCAACGGGUACCCCGACGAGUACCAGCCCACCGCCCUCGACACCUUCUCCGUGCAGGUCCUCGUGGAUGGAGCCCCAGUCCGAAUUCAGCUGUGGGACACUGCUGGACAGGAGGACUUUGACUGUUUGCGCUCUCUUUGUUACCCUGACACCGACGUCUUCCUUGUCUGCUUCAGUGUGGUAAACCCAAGCUCCUUCCAAAACAUUACAGAGAAAUGGAUCCCUGAGAUACGAACUCACAACCCGCGGGCGCCAGUGCUGCUCGUGGGGACACAGGCAGACUUGCGGGACGAUGUCAAUGUCCUCAUCAGCCUGGAUCGCUACCACGUGAAGCCUGUGCCCCGGCCUCAGGCAGAAGGUCUAGCUGACAAAAUCCGGGCUGAAGCCUACCUGGAAUGCUCAGCGCUGACCCAGAAGAACCUUAAAGAAGUUUUUGACAUGGCCAUUGUCAGCGGUGUUGAGCACAAGGCACGUCAGGAAAAGAAGAUGACUGCCAAAGGCAUCAAGACUCUCUCUAAGUGCCGCUGGAAGAAGUUCUUUUGCUUUGUCUGAAGCUGCUUUGAGGAAGGGGAAAAGAAACACCCAAUGCCAGUAUUGGCUCUGUACCUUCUUGGAGUGACUGCUCCUAUGGCCCCAGCAAGGAGGGUAUGAUAAGCUGCUGGGCUUGGAAACCUGUCUCUUGCUGGGUACAGUAUCAGAUGCCAAGGAGACAUGAACUAGAUUUCCAUUGUGCUGAGAUGUGGAAUGGUCCAGGCAGCUGUAACACCUGCUAGACAUGUCUGUAGUGUCCCAGACUAAUGGGAGCCUUUAGUACAUCAAGACUCAGUA